Messenger RNA from Colletotrichum costaricense, 228 nucleotides. RefSeq lists its product as uncharacterized. The transcript has 2 exons. Lineage: Eukaryota; Fungi; Ascomycota; Sordariomycetes; Glomerellales; Glomerellaceae. The record is from RefSeq and is a predicted model, not a curated record. The coding region runs from base 1 to 228 and encodes 75 amino acids.
AUGGCCCUUCCGACGCAGGGGGUAAUCCCACCUACCUCAGACCUCUGCUCUGCCACUCUCCCCGACCUCGUAUUGGGACCUUCCUGCCCGCAGAACCGCGAGAACGGCACGCCAGGUCUCCCAUCAUGGCCACCCAGCAUCACGGGUGGCCAGACGGUCUUUGGCCUCUCGCCUCCCGUGUUCCGGGUCUCUUGCGUUGCGGGCCUCCGCGCUUCUCAGGCGUUCUGA